Molecule: messenger RNA, 2429 nt
Organism: Megalobrama amblycephala (Wuchang bream)
Lineage: Eukaryota; Metazoa; Chordata; Actinopteri; Cypriniformes; Xenocyprididae
Gene: gpa33b
Product: glycoprotein A33 (transmembrane), paralog b
Exons: 7
Coding region: 304-1737 (477 amino acids)
Cellular component (GO): plasma membrane
Source: RefSeq, a predicted model, not a curated record
GACUGUCAGCUAUUUAACAAUCCCUACCCCAUAUAUGUCAGUUCAUUUCUCAGCAAUGCCUCCCACUCUUUAAAAAUACAACUGAUAUGAUAUCACAUCUGCCAUUUUGUUACAUCUUAACUCGUAAAACUUUGAGGAAGAGGAAAAGAAAGGGUCCAAAGUGCAAUAAAGGUGUGGUAGACAGAGCUGCAGAAGCAAAACUGCUUCUGAGAGAGGAAGAGAUAAGGAUAUAUGAAAAAAAAAAUUAGAAACAAAAAAAUCCAUAAAACACCAUCUAUUUCAGUGUGACUGGACAACGACAAAAUGACCAACUGGAAGCUGAUUUUCUGCAGCCUGUGUUUAAUAUCAGUGUUUUCAAGUGCUUUUGGGCUGGAAGUGACAAUGAGUCAAGCUUCAAUGGAGGUUGCCAGGGGUGAUGAUGUCAGCCUUACAUGUAAUUUUAAACCUAAAAAUCAAGAAAAUAGACUUAUCAUUGUAACAUGGACUGGUGAUGCUGAUGAGACCUCUGGAGACAAGGUACUUUUUGGUAACUAUUACUCCGAUAAUCCCAAAGUAGACAUUGGACCAGACUAUGAAGGCAAAGCCACGAUAGACUUUGACAUUAAGGCAAAAACAUCGAAACUGACAUUAAAACAAGUCACUCUUAAAGAAAGCAGAAAAAUUCGAUGUUAUGUUCAGAUUCCCGGAGACAUUGAUGGCAAAACAUCUGACACUACUUCUCUUUUGGUUCAGGUUGCACCAUCACAACCUGUUUGUAAGGUAGUGGGCACAGCAGAAUACGGACACAAUAUUAGCCUAACCUGUGUGUCUGAGGAGGGCUCGCCGAUACCCACGUACAAAUGGGAGAGAUAUGAUGUCAAUAAUGUCCCAAAAGCAUUUCCUCUUAAAACCACUGAAAAGAAUGGAGUUUUGUCUUUGGUCAAUGUAUCCAUGGAGACAUCAGGUUUCUACAUUUGCAUAUCAACCAAUAAGGUCGGAUCAGCCAAAUGUAACAUGACAUUGUCUGUAAUGCCAGCCUCUAUGAAUCUUGCCACAAUAGGCAUUGUUGCUGGUUGUAUUGCUGGAGCUGCAGUGCUCAUAAUAAUCAUCAUCUGCUGUUGCCGCAAACGGAAACAGAAAUCAAAAAAAGCUCAGGUGGUGGAAUACCACGACCAACCACAUAUAGAAUAUAUUGAGGAAGGGAAUACGUACAACACUGAAGAGAGGAAUGACAAAGCUCGAAGUGAUGACAAUGGAGGUGACCGUGAUGACCUCAGAGACCACUUCGAUGACCGCAAAGGUAGCCGCGAUGACCUCAGAGAUCGUGAUGACCUCAGAGUCAACUACAAUGACCGCAAAGGUAGCCGCGAUGACCUCAGAGAUCGUGAUGACCUCAGAGUCAACUACAAUGACCGCAAAGGUAGCCGCGAUGACCUCAGAGAUCGUGAUGACCUCAGAGAUCGCUACAGUGAUCGCAAAGGCAGUCGUGAUGACCUCAAAGAUCGUGAUGACCUCAGAUAUGAUCGCAGAGGUAGCCGUGAUGAGCUCAGAGAUCGUGAUGACCUCAGAUAUGAUCGCAGAGGUAGCCGUGAUGAGCUCAGAGAUCGUGAUGACCUCAGAGAUGAUCGCAGAGGUAGCCGUGAUGAGCUCAGAGAUCGUGAUGACCUCAGAGAUGAUCGCAGAGGUAGCCGUGAUGACCUCAGAGAUAGGUAUGAUGAUCGCAGAGAUCGGUAUGAUGACAGAGAUCGCUAUAGAUAAAAUCAUUAUGCUCAGUAUGAAAAUCACCAUGAUCAGUGAUGAGCCAUUUAAUUAUUAUGACAACCAUCCAAAUUUUCCUACAAGGAGGAUAGCAGUGAGGCAAGGCCUCAGAUGGUAUCCAGUGUGUGUUUAUGUUCUACAGUUGUUCAAAUAUAUAAUAUAUGUUUUCCUGUGUUGAUAAUCAAAUCAAAUUGUGCUUUAUCCCUACAGUGGCAAAUGAUUCUUCUGAGCUCAAUGAAUCAUCCUUUUUUUAUUUACUUUUUGUUCUAUUUUACAGGAUUGUAAUAGUAUUUUAUAUACAGCAUAUCGUUUUUUUUUUUUUUUUAUGUCUACCAGCUAAAGUAAUAAGGCUACAUCACAUUUUUUCUUCUGAAUCAUCAUUUUUUUUUGGGCGGAUGUUCAGAAUGGUGCUUAAGGACGAUGACAUCUCUACACUUAUUUUGUACAUUUCUAUAUUAUUUUAAAAAACUUCUAACCCUGCAUGUUAUGUAUAUGUUAGUUUUUUAAGACAAUGAAAUAGGCCCUACUUAAUUAUAAUCAUAAUUUGCAAUCCUUAUAAUUCAUUUUUAUGAGAGGUUUAAGAACUGAUUAGUAUGUUUUUAAUAAUUUUACAGCACAAUGUUGGAAUUUAUAAAAAUGGCUAGAACUAAUUCAUGUUACACACACCUGCUUGUCAUAGUUCAAAUAAAUAA